Messenger RNA from Gadus chalcogrammus (walleye pollock), 1190 nucleotides. It is a transcript of the gene rspo3, whose product is annotated as R-spondin 3. The transcript has 6 exons. NCBI's taxonomy places the organism in Eukaryota, Metazoa, Chordata, Actinopteri, Gadiformes, Gadidae. The coding region runs from base 1 to 1008 and encodes 335 amino acids. The record is from RefSeq and is a predicted model, not a curated record.
AUGGAACGGCACCAGACCAAACUCACCAGACUCAGCACCGACCAAAUGAAGAGACUUAUGAUGCACAAACUAGGGGAUGAGGUCUCCGGUGCGAGCCAGGGCUGCCUACAGGGGGGCUGUCUGACCUGCUCCGACUACAAUGGCUGCCUCUCCUGCAAGCCACGCCUCUUCAUGCACCUGGAGAGGAUGGGGAUGAAGCAGAUCGGCGUGUGCAUGACGUCCUGCCCGCCGGGCUUCUACGGCACGCGCUCGCCCGACAGGAACACGUGCACGAAAUGCCGGCCCGAGUGCGACUCCUGCUUCAACAGGAACUUCUGCACUCGCUGUCGGACGGCCUUCUACCUUCACCUGGGUCGGUGCCAGGACAGCUGUCCAGAGGGCCUGGAGCCCAGUGAGCCACAGGGGGAGUGUGUUCACAAGUGUCCAGCAGAUUGUGAGUCGUGCGCCGGCAGCGCGGUGUGCACUCGCUGCCGGACGGGUCUGUACCAGCUGACGGGCGCCUGCCACCUCUCCUGCCCCGAGGAGUACGAGCCCAGCGACGCACUCAUGGAGUGUACGCCACAAGUGCACUGUGAGGUCGGCCCGUGGGCUGAGUGGAGUGCGUGCACGCGGACGGGCCGGAGGCGGGGCCAGGAGAGGCGGGGCCAGGAGAGCCGAACCCGACCGGUGCUUCUCUCCCCGUCGCCGUUGGGCAGGCCGUGCCCCGACGUCUCCGAGGUCAAGGAGUGCCCGGUGAAGAGACGCCGUUGCCAAGGCCUUGGAAGAAAGCCGGAAUGCCGGGCCGAUAGGCGAAACCAGAACAACCGCAGAGACAAGGAAAACCAGGAGGGUCGGCGGGAGCGGAAGAAGGAGCGGGAGCGGGAGCGGGAGCGGGAACGGGAACGGGAACGGGAACGGGAGCCGGAGCGCGACGGACCCGAGACCCAGAACAAGACGGAGCACCGUCGCCGCAGGGGUCACGGGACAGACCUGUCGUCACCAGGGGACGGCGUUCUCACAGCAGUCUGAGGACCCCUCUCAAACCAAACUCCCUUUUAUUAAAGAGAAAAACCCAUGGACCCCUCAAUGCAGGGGUGCUGCUGCUAUGUCUGUAUGGUUGGAAUAUACUGUUGAUGUAUAUACUAUAUAUUUAGCGGGCGGAGUUCGGCUAAAAAGGCUUGGUUCGCAAAGGACUUCCGAUAAAGAAAUAA